AUGGAGAUAGCCGUGAAAAGAACCCUCGCACAACCCGCACUCCGAAAUCUGUGUAACAAAGAAAAAUCACACUACCUGAAUUACGAGGCCAGAGUGGCUCAGCUGCCUUGGAAGAAGGAACGCGUACAGUCCCCGUGUCAUAGAUGGGGCCAUGCCGCUCUGAAACUGCUAAAUCCGACGUCAGAUCUUCAUAUAUGGUUCUCCAAUAUUCCACUCUGCCAUGCUCGUUCCAAAGGGUCUGUGACGGUGAACAUCUGUGGACUGCUGAUAGCUAUGAGUCUCUUGACCUUUUUCUUGAUCUUUUCCCAGGUCUGCUCUUUUUAUUCUGUGCAAGCGUUAUCUGUCGCUAGAGAUACCAUUGAUCGAUCAUCAACGAUUGAGAAAUUGGACUUUUCUCAAAGUCCACAUACUCUCGACUCGGCAUCGUCAUUUCAGGUCGGAUUUGAGGUUCCUUAUGAACGUCAACGAAUCACACUGAAUCUACAGCCUUCCAGAAAUGUUGUAUCGCGUCUCACUACCGUUCAACACCUUAAUUCCACAGACAAACAUGGUGUCAUCACGGAUAUUCAGAGUCAACGCCCGUUACUAUAUAAGGGCGCAGCCUUUGUAAAUGACAUCGAGAAACAGACACAGAGAAGAGUAGGAUGGGCACGAGUAAUGGUGCGAUAUCGCCAAGGCCGACACGUCAUUGAAGGCACUUUCACCAACGAUGGUACUUAUCAUCAUAUUUCGCUGGAUUCGAAUUACCGCCAGGCGCGACAAAUUCAGGACGGACAACUCGAAAAGAGAUCUGGGCGGAUGGUAGUAUGGAAACAAACUAUGGACGAAAGCGACGGAGCUCUUUCGCAAAGAUCAUCCUCAGAUGAGCCGACAUGCCAGGCGCACAGGUACAAUGAUCGACGCCGCCAGACUUCCGAUGACCAGGCUACCCACCAUCCUCUACUAGCACGACAAGACGUCAACGACUGGUUCGAUCCCAGAGAUGUGAUUGGGUCUACAGAAGGAUGUCCAAACUCACGAAGAGUCGCCUUGAUAGGUAUCGCAGCCGACUGUUCGUACACAGCAGAAUUCGACAACAUGCAAGAUGCUCGGGACAACAUCAUUGCCCAAGUGAACACCGCAUCUCAAGUCUAUGAAGACACUUUCAACAUCGCACUCGCCAUUCAGAAUUUGACCAUUAGCGACCCAUCUUGUCCCUCUGACGCACCACGAUCAAUGCCCUGGAACCUUCCCUGCACAGCAAACGUCGACAUAAACGACCGCCUAAACUUAUUUACACAAUGGAGGGGCAGACUGCGCGAUGAUAACGCUGUCUGGUCGCUUUUCAGCGCCUGCCGAAGUGGUUCAACUGUUGGCAUCGCCUGGAUUGGAAGUUUGUGUAAUAGAUCACGAGGAUCUUCAUGGGGUCGCGGCGGUACAGCCUCUGCGAAUGUUGUUGUCCGCACAGCUUCGGAAUGGCAGGUCUUUGCGCAUGAGCUGGCGCAUAACCUUGGAGCUUCUCAUGAUUGUACAUCAGGCGAUUGCGGGACAUCAGGAUACUCUCCUUCCGAUGAUUGCUGUCCCCGAAGCGAGACAACCUGCGAUGCUCGGAACCAGUACAUCAUGAACCCCCAAAGCUCUCCUGGUCUGGAGGAGUUCUCGCCGUGCACUAUUGGCACUAUCUGCACAGGCAUUGGCGAGGAACACGUUGAUACGAGUUGCCUUGUCAGUGAGGACGAGGUGCCCGAUGUCAACGACAGUCAAUGCGGCAAUGGCAUCGUCGAACCUGGCGAGUCAUGCGACUGUGGUGGUGAAGACCGAUGCCCUGCAGAUUCCUGCUGCAACCCCUCGACCUGCCAACUACGCAGCGGCGCAGAGUGCGAUCCACUCACGGAUGGAUGCUGCACUGACGAAUGCCGAGUCGCUUCAAGUGGCUUAGUCUGCCGCGAAAGUACAUCCUCUUGCGAUCCUGAAGAGACGUGCAACGGAAGUUCAAGUCAAUGCCCUGUUGACGUACAGAACUGCGACGACGAUGGAGAUUCAGGUAGUAGAGGAGGAGGAGGAUCCUCAGGAAGUUGGUUUGACAGAAACAGAACAGCUGUCAUUGCAACAGCGGCUUCAGUUGGUGGAGUUAUUCUGAUCUUGGUGCUUUGCGUGAUAUUCUCUUGUAUCAGGAAGAGGAGAAGAAGGCAGAGAGGAACGCAACUACAGAGCGGAAAUAUUAGUGACGGAUCAAAUGCACCAGCUCUUGAGCAUACGACGGGUGUUACGCAAAUGCCGAGUGCGCCGCGGUUGGUUCAUAGAUAUGCAUAG
Messenger RNA from Fusarium mangiferae, 2292 nucleotides. RefSeq lists its product as uncharacterized. The coding region runs from base 1 to 2292 and encodes 763 amino acids. Gene Ontology annotation, biological process: proteolysis. Gene Ontology annotation, molecular function: metalloendopeptidase activity. NCBI's taxonomy places the organism in Eukaryota, Fungi, Ascomycota, Sordariomycetes, Hypocreales, Nectriaceae. The transcript has 3 exons. The record is from RefSeq and is a predicted model, not a curated record.